AUCUCCCGUAGACAACAGCUUGUAUUUGGAGCCCGUGGGCCAGGGAUCAGAGCGGAGGAGUGCGCGCUUCAAGCACCUCUCCGGCCGCCUCUCGCCGGAAGUAGAAGCGCAAUUCUUCCUCCUGAGGCGCAGGGACUACUUCGCGGGAGGAGGAAAGAAGUUCCGGCGGCGGCACCCCGCCCAGCCUUACAUCUCCUUCCGCUCCCUCAGCCGCCAUUUCGGGAGCCGCCGCCUGACGCGAGCGGAGCGAGUCAGUCACAGUCCGGCGUUACCUGCGGGAGGAGCAGCCGGAGCCAUGGCGGCGUCGUCUGUGGGGAACGUAGCCGACAGCACAGAACCAACGAAACGUAUGCUUUCCUUCCAAGGGCUAGCGGAGUUGGCUCACCGGGAGUAUCAAGCGGGAGACUUCGAAGCGGCUGAGAGACACUGCAUGCAGCUUUGGCGGCAAGAGCCUGACAACACUGGUGUGCUGCUGUUGCUCUCAUCUAUUCACUUCCAGUGUCGCAGGCUGGACAGGUCUGCUCACUUCAGCACUUUGGCAAUCAAGCAGAAUCCACUGCUGGCAGAAGCCUACUCGAAUCUGGGGAAUGUGUACAAGGAGCGUGGGCAACUGCAGGAAGCAAUUGAACACUAUCGGCAUGCCUUGCGCCUCAAGCCAGACUUCAUUGACGGAUACAUUAAUCUUGCUGCUGCUUUAGUAGCUGCAGGUGAUAUGGAAGGGGCAGUGCAGGCAUAUGUUUCUGCCCUGCAGUACAAUCCUGACUUGUACUGUGUGCGUAGUGACCUGGGGAAUCUGCUCAAAGCCCUGGGUCGCUUGGAAGAAGCCAAGGCCUGUUAUUUGAAGGCAAUUGAGACUCAACCCAAUUUUGCAGUAGCAUGGAGUAACCUUGGCUGUGUGUUCAAUGCUCAAGGAGAAAUCUGGCUUGCCAUUCAUCACUUUGAAAAGGCGGUGACCCUUGAUCCAAACUUCCUGGAUGCUUACAUUAAUCUGGGGAAUGUCUUGAAGGAGGCACGCAUCUUUGACAGAGCUGUUGCAGCCUACCUACGGGCCCUGAGUCUGAGUCCAAACCAUGCAGUUGUGCACGGCAACCUGGCCUGUGUGUAUUACGAACAGGGGCUGAUUGACUUGGCAAUAGAUACAUACAAGCGUGCCAUUGAACUGCAGCCACACUUUCCUGAUGCUUACUGCAACCUGGCCAAUGCACUUAAGGAGAAAGGCAGUGUAAGAAACCAGACCUUCUUUCUAUCCUCCUCCCAAUCUGUUGCCGAAGCAGAGGAGUGUUACAACACAGCUCUUCGUCUGUGUCCAACUCAUGCGGAUUCGCUCAAUAAUUUGGCAAACAUCAAGCGGGAACAAGGAAAUAUUGAGGAGGCUGUUCGCCUGUACCGUAAAGCUCUUGAGGUUUUCCCAGAAUUUGCAGCUGCCCAUUCCAAUUUAGCAAGUGUCUUGCAACAACAAGGAAAGCUGCAGGAGGCACUCAUGCAUUACAAGGAAGCCAUCAGAAUCAGCCCCACGUUUGCAGAUGCCUAUUCCAACAUGGGGAACACGUUGAAGGAGAUGCAGGAUGUUCAGGGAGCUUUACAGUGCUACACACGGGCCAUCCAGAUAAACCCUGCCUUCGCUGAUGCCCACAGUAAUUUAGCUUCCAUCCACAAGGAUUCUGGGAACAUACCAGAGGCCAUUGCGUCGUAUCGCACUGCCCUGAAACUGAAGCCCGAUUUCCCUGAUGCUUAUUGCAACUUGGCACACUGCUUGCAGAUAGUUUGUGAUUGGACCGAUUAUGAUGAAAGAAUGAAGAAGCUGGUCAGCAUAGUUGCUGACCAGUUGGAGAAGAACAGGCUUCCUUCUGUCCACCCUCAUCACAGCAUGCUGUAUCCGUUGUCUCAUGGUUUCCGAAAGGCUAUUGCUGAGAGACAUGGAAACCUGUGUUUGGACAAGAUCAAUGUGCUUCACAAGCCACCAUAUGAACAUCCCAAGGACUUGAAGGCCAGUGAAGGUCGACUCCGUGUGGGCUAUGUGAGCUCCGAUUUCGGGAAUCAUCCCACCUCCCAUCUCAUGCAGUCAAUCCCUGGCAUGCACAACCCUGAGAAAUUUGAGGUGUUCUGCUAUGCCCUUAGCCCUGAUGAUGGCACAAAUUUCCGGGUAAAGGUGAUGGCUGAAGCAAAUCACUUUAUUGAUUUAUCUCAGGUCCCAUGCAAUGGAAAGGCCGCUGACCGCAUCCACCAGGAUGGGAUACACAUUCUCAUCAACAUGAAUGGUUACACCAAAGGAGCCCGUAAUGAGCUAUUUGCCCUCAGACCAGCCCCAAUACAGGCAAUGUGGCUGGGCUAUCCUGGGACCAGCGGGGCAUUAUUCAUGGAUUAUAUCAUCACAGACAAAGAAACUUCACCCAUAGAAGUGGCUGAACAGUACUCUGAAAAACUGGCUUACAUGCCAAAUACGUUCUUCAUUGGAGAUCAUGCUAACAUGUUCCCACACCUGAAGAAAAAAGCAGUCAUUGACUUCAAAUCCAAUGGGCAUAUUUAUGACAACAGAAUCGUUUUGAAUGGCAUUGAUCUGAAGGCAUUCCUUGACAGCCUGCCUGAUGUGAAAAUAGUUAAGAUGAAAUGUCCUGACGGGGGAGACAAUGCUGACAGCAGCGCCAGUCUCAGCAUGCCUGUCAUUCCUAUGAAUACAAUUGCAGAGGCUGUGAUUGACAUGAUAAAUCGUGGGCAAAUUCAGAUAACAAUCAAUGGAUUCAACAUUAGCAAUGGGCUAGCGACUACACAGAUCAAUAACAAAGCAGCAACUGGUGAGGAGGUCCCACGCACAAUUAUCGUCACCACUCGCUCCCAGUAUGGUCUGCCAGAAGAUUCUGUUGUGUAUUGUAACUUCAAUCAGCUUUAUAAGAUCGAUCCUGCCACUCUGCAGAUGUGGGCAAACAUCUUGAAACGUGUCCCGAACAGCGUCUUGUGGCUACUGCGUUUCCCAGCUGUGGGAGAGCCAAAUAUUCAGCAGUACGCACAGAACAUGGGCCUUCCGCAGAACCGCAUAAUUUUCUCUCCAGUUGCUCCGAAAGAAGAGCAUGUCAGGAGGGGCCAACUGGCUGAUGUCUGUCUAGACACUCCCCUUUGUAACGGCCACACCACAGGGAUGGAUGUUCUUUGGGCUGGGACCCCAAUGGUUACCAUGCCAGGAGAGACUCUCGCUUCACGUGUUGCUGCCUCCCAGCUCACUUGCCUUGGUUGUCUCGAGCUCAUUGCGAAAAGUAGACAGGAAUAUGAAGACAUCGCUGUAAAACUGGGAACUGAUCUAGAAUACCUAAAGAAAAUACGUGGCAAGGUCUGGAAGCAGAGAAUAUCCAGCCCCCUGUUCAACACAAAGCAGUACACAAUGGAACUGGAGCGGCUUUAUCUUCAGAUGUGGGAUCACUCUGCAGCUGGCAGCAAACCAGACCACAUCAUUAAGGCCAUAGAAAGUGGCGAAUCUGCCUAAAAAAACUGAAGCCAUGAGAGGAACCUUUCAGGAAAUAUCCCCGAUUCCUGAGCAGAGGCCAUGGGGAGCCAAGGACUCCAUCUCUGCUUAGUCUGCCUGGUACUUAGUAGCAGAUGUGAUCUAUGGUAGCAAUCAAAGAGCACAGCUGGAUGCAUCUCCUGCAUGAUGGGGAGAUGAGGGACUUUGUAUUCCAUGAAGAAUUUGCAGUUGAGCUGUGUGAUCCCUGCUGUGUCUCUACGGGACCUGCUUUACAGGGAAAGGUGUGAAAUGGCCAGGCAAUUGUGAUUUCAUGGAUUGAUUCAGUUUUCCUGUGAGUUAAGCGUUUUCUCCUCCUACAUGGAUUUGGAAUUGGAGCUUUUUUAAAUAUUUUGGUUUUCAGAUAUCCCUGUUGGUACAUAAAGUGGGUCUUCUCUGACGAGAUUUGCAGCUAGUGCGUGUCGCUCCUCCCCAAGUCACUUUUCCUGAGCUCUACAAAAUGAAAGGGCAUCUCUGCUGGUGAAGCUGUUUUUAUGGGUUUUAUAAACCACUACAUCAGCCUCAUUAACAUUUGACUUCUCUCGGGGGGCUUUUUUGUGCCGUGUUGGCUUAGAUGAGGAUUUUUAAAAAGCUUCAUCAAUUAACUUCAAGAUGGCACACCUCUGCAGAAAACGUAAAUUCAGUUUAAUAUGUAAACUCUCCCUGAAAUAUGUGGAGAAAACACAACCUGGUGCCAAAUGCAGUUCCUUCAGGAAUUAUGUUAAUUAUGUACGGAGAUGCAGGUCUCGCCACUGUAGCAAAGACUUAAAAAUAAAUAAAAAAUAAAGCUUUGGUUUGCCCAGGUUGGCCCAUUGGACAUGAGUUUCACCGUCCCUCCUUGUCAAAACAAUAACGUGCUGGGCUGCUGACCUCUUGGCAUGCCUGUCUAGGCUUUCCUUUUAAAUUCUGUUCAUUUCAGCAGAAAUGCAAUCCCAGGUAAGUAUGGCUUUUCUUUUCAGUGUCUGCCUCCAGUUUAAAUAGCUUUUUUGAAAGACCACUGUGUGUCUAAAGGUUGAAAGAGGGCCCGUGUCAAUUUUGGCAGAACUCAUUUCCCCCCCUUUCAGACUCUCCUUGUGAUGAGUCGGCUUAUUGGCUUCUAAACCCGUACAGCGAUUGGAGAGAGCAAGGUUGUUAGGUGGGUGAGAUAUUGAAUAAGAUGUUACUUUCCAAAUCUUCUUUAUGCCUGCAGGUUAAAAAUAAAACAUGUCAUUGUGCUUGGUUGUGCUACACAUGGAUCCCCGGUAGAUAAUUGUUUGAGAACGUUUCCUACAUGUGGCUGGUAUAACACACCCCUUUAUUAGUCUCAGUUGAUGCUCAGGUAUUGUUGCUCUGAGGCGUGCUUAAAUCUCUGCAGUGCCGGUUGUCUUUUGUUUUCGGCAGUGGCUUUUAUACACUGGCUAGAUGAAGCAAGAAGCCUUAGUCCCAAAUCGCACUGUAGAAUGCCCCAUCUGCAGCAGUAACAAUUUGUCUUUCGAUGCAUGGGGGGAGCCUCUUGAUCUCACCUUUUUAUUAAGAGAUUACAGAUGGAUACACAAACACACGUACUUGGAAUAAAUUUGGAGUAGAAUUUUUUUGACUUUUUCUGUUAGAAGCUGUCUAUGUCCUCCUGAACAGAUUAACCACUGUGUGUAGUUGAAGAGGGGGAGGGGAAGAAGGGAAUCCUCCUGUUGUGAGAGUAUAGCUGUUUUUACUUCUGCUUGCUCACUGUAACAGCUUUUGUUUCCAGAUAAGUGUCUGACAAAUACAGCUGAAAAUCACUGGC
Elgaria multicarinata webbii is the source of this 5252-nucleotide messenger RNA. It is a transcript of the gene OGT, whose product is annotated as O-linked N-acetylglucosamine (GlcNAc) transferase. The coding region runs from base 296 to 3475 and encodes 1059 amino acids. The record is from RefSeq and is a predicted model, not a curated record. NCBI's taxonomy places the organism in Eukaryota, Metazoa, Chordata, Lepidosauria, Squamata, Anguidae. Gene Ontology annotation, molecular function: protein O-acetylglucosaminyltransferase activity; protein binding. The transcript is spliced from 22 exons. Gene Ontology annotation, biological process: protein O-linked glycosylation.